Messenger RNA from Cryptomeria japonica (Japanese cedar), 1758 nucleotides. Its product is annotated as probable LRR receptor-like serine/threonine-protein kinase At1g67720. Lineage: Eukaryota; Viridiplantae; Streptophyta; Pinopsida; Cupressales; Cupressaceae. The transcript has 13 exons. The record is from RefSeq and is a predicted model, not a curated record. Gene Ontology annotation, biological process: protein phosphorylation. Gene Ontology annotation, molecular function: protein kinase activity; protein binding; ATP binding. The coding region runs from base 1 to 1758 and encodes 585 amino acids.
AUGGCACUUAUUAUUUUGCUCUUUACUUCUGCAACAUCAUCAAAGAGACGACUUCCACGGAACCGCACGUCCCAAGUAUUCAUUGGCAAUCAUGAAGUAGCGGAGCUAAAUUUUCCUUCAUAUCUAUAUUGCCGAGGCUUACAUUCCAUGAUAAAUUUUAGCGCAAUGGAUACUCCCGACAUUAGAUUGAGUCCGCUACAAGGAUCUGACGUUGGCCCAUUCAUAAAUGCAGCUAAACUAUAUCAAACGGUAAACAUCAACAAUAGGACAGAUGUCAGAGACGUCAGUCCGUUGCAUCAUUGGAUGUGUGACAUAGUUCUUGCUAUUAGGAAAAUAGAAACUAUAUCGAACGUUCCAGAUGAUUGGACAGCAGGAGAUCCGUGCUUGCCCGUCGGUUUUCCAUUAACCGGUGUUAUCUGCAAUAAGGAAUCUUCCCCACGAGUGAUUAUUGUGAAUUUAACAAACAUGGGUAUCACCGGCGACAUCCCUGCAAGCAUAGCCAACUUGACAGCAUUAACUCAAUUGCUGUUAGGAAACAAUAAUCUAUCAGGCCCUAUUACAGAGCUUAGUACAUUGAAGAACCUUACAACAUUGCAACUGCAAAAUAAUCAACUGACUGGAGACAUUCCGAGUUCAUUAGAGAAGCUUCCCAUGUUAAAUGAGCUAUUUUUGGAGAACAAUAAUUUAAAUGAAGCUGUGCCAGCUGGUUUAAUUAAGCCUGGAUUAAACCUUCGAGUUCAUCCUCAAAAUAAAACUUCAGACAAAAAGAACAGCAAAGGAAGAUGGAUUAUAGGACUUGCUGUUGGCUACAAAGAUGAUCCAAAUGAGUUUCAAAAACUGGCGGUUGAAUAUACUGAAGAAGAUAUUAAAGCAGCUACAAAUAGCUAUUCUACCUUCAUUGGUAAGGGAGGGUUCGGAUCUGUGCUUUAUGGUAGACUUUCAGGGAAUGAUGUUGCAGUGAAGAUGCUUUCAACGGACUCAUUUCAAGGAAAGCAAGAAUUCCGAAAUGAAGUUUUUCCUUUCUUACCGAAUACGGAGUUUUUCAUCAAAUACAACAAUUUUAUUCAUCCUCUACUUCUAUUUCAGCCCAAAUUCCCUACUUACAUUCUGGUGCUUGUCUUCUUGGCUCCAGGCCCAGCCAGACUAGAGAAACCGCUUAAUUGGCAAACCAGGGUCGACAUUGUUUUUCAAGCAGCAGAGGGUUUGCUAUACUUGCAUGAGGGUUGUAGUCCUCCAAACAUACACAGAGAUAUUAAGUGCAGUAAUAUUCUUUUGGAUAAAAGAAUGUUCGCCAAGAUAUAUGACUUUGGUCUAUCGAAGUUGUUAGACAACAACCAAAGUUACAUAACAACUAAUGUCAAGGGCACCUUUGGCUACCUUGAUCCUGAAUAUUUUGGAACAUCAUCGUUAAAUGAAAAGAGUGAUGUCUAUAGUUUUGGUGUAGUUUUGUUGGAGAUUAUUUCUGGAGUACCUCCUAAAGAGGAAAUAGUUGAAACGGCAAAAGAAUUGCUUUCACGCGGAAGACUAACAGACCUAAUGGAUUCUUCGCUUGGUGGCCGAUAUAGUUUAGAAUCUGCAUGGAAAGUUGCAGAGAUUGCAUACACUUGUGUGGAAUUAAGACCAAUAAAUCGACCCACAAUGAAUACUGUUGUAAGAGAACUAGCAGAAGCUAAAGCACUUAUAUUGGAUGAUAGCAGUGAAUCCGGAUAUGCUUUGACUGCAUCGUCAAAUGCACUUGAAAUGCCCCAACUUAGGUAG